UACUUCAGUACAAUUGUGUCUCUGUAGUACUCCACCUCUGCUCCCAGGGCAAUGCUGUGGUUUUGUUUUCCGUUUAGGUCUUUCAUCAUCUUCCCCAUCAGACCUCCACUUCUCAGUCACUCUCUCCAUCGUGUCACUUCACGUCCUGCUUAUCAAAGAGCUUGAUGAUGGCUAGCCUUGCUGUGACCCUAUUCAUUUUACUCCAAGCUAUUUCUACACUGGCUGCCAAUGAGAUUACAUCACCUUCACCAUCUAAUAUCACAAAUUCAACCCUGGACACACUUCAAGAAUCUAACAGCAACACAAACGAUAUUACAACUUCUAAAGCACCUAGUCAAGACAUCUCCAGUAAUUUGCUAUCCAAAAAUGAGUCUUCAACAACUUUCAGAUCAGUUGACGACGUUACAUUAACGACAGUUUCACCAAUACAAGUGGACGAUGAGGAUAUUUCAACUACAAGCAACAUAACUGGGACUAUGCAUAAUAUUACUGAUAUCACGAGAUAUGGCACAACUUCAAAUAACAAAAUCAAGCAACAAACAAUGGCUAAUGAAUCACUGAUACACAUCAAUGUAACCAAAACUUGUCCAACACUGAUAGAAGAUAACAAGAAUUUUACUUCAAGCUGUAGUGAAGCGAAAACCACCUCAAACAAUCAAGAAAACAACACAAAAAAUGACUCAGAAAUUUCAAAAAACAAGGAUAAAAAAACAAAACCGGCACCUUGGAUUUUACCAACUCUUUUGAGCAUUGUGGCACUGUGUUUGAUCGCAUUGUUCAUUCAUGCAAAAUGGGAAGAUUGGGGGAAAAACCAACCAAGGCGUAGUAUUAAAGAUGAAGUUUUGAAUGGGAUUUGUAGUUUUAGAGACUGUUUAUGGGCUCAGAUUUGUUUUUCUGGUUUGGAAAGACAACAACCUGAUGAAGAAUUGGGUGAUACAACAGAUGCGGAGGAGAUUGGGGUAGAAGAUAAAAGAGAAAAUGGAAUAGAAAGUGGUUUUGGUGGAAGAGAGGUGGGAGAGAUUUGUAAUGGUGCAGAUAAACAAGAGGGAGGUUGUAAUGUAACCUUUGAGGAAACUAAAUUGUAAUGCAUUUUUCAUAACAAAUUUUUAAUAUUAUUACAUCAACAGAUACAAUUUAUAUACAAAUAAAAAUUUCUUAUUCUA
Boleophthalmus pectinirostris (great blue-spotted mudskipper) is the source of this 1163-nucleotide messenger RNA. RefSeq lists its product as uncharacterized. The transcript is spliced from 2 exons. Bases 165 to 1085 code for a protein of 306 amino acids. NCBI's taxonomy places the organism in Eukaryota, Metazoa, Chordata, Actinopteri, Gobiiformes, Gobiidae. The record is from RefSeq and is a predicted model, not a curated record.